Messenger RNA from Oryza brachyantha (malo sina), 2744 nucleotides. RefSeq names its product protein FAR1-RELATED SEQUENCE 6-like. The record is from RefSeq and is a predicted model, not a curated record. Gene Ontology annotation, biological process: regulation of DNA-templated transcription. Gene Ontology annotation, molecular function: zinc ion binding. Bases 53 to 2410 code for a protein of 785 amino acids. NCBI's taxonomy places the organism in Eukaryota, Viridiplantae, Streptophyta, Magnoliopsida, Poales, Poaceae. The transcript has 6 exons.
AGCAUCAACCCUAGUCCCCCACCUCCGGGCCGUGGAAGCGGCGGCCGGCGGCAUGGUGGAGGCGGCGGCGGAAUGCGCGGAGCUGGACGCCAGCAUCGCCCCCUCCCCCUACGGCGACGAGCGGACGCCGAGGGACGGGAUGGCGUUCAAGUCGUACGAGGAGGUGCUCAACUUCUACAAGCGCUACGCCCUCCGCACCGGCUUCGGCGUCUGCGUGAAGAAGUCGUCCUUCACCAAGGCCGGCCUCUGCCGCCGCCUCGUGCUCGUCUGCAACCGGUGGGGCGACGGCAAGGACGACGCCUGCUACCAGGCGAGGCCCACGGCCAAGACCAACUGCCAGGCCACCGUCGUCGCAAGGCUCUGGAGCGACGGCCUCCUGCACCUCACCGACGUCAGCCUCGACCACAACCACGCCCUGAACCCUUCCGCCGCGCGCUUCCUCAGGUGCUACAAGACGCUGCCGAGCGGGAUGAGCAAGGAUCUGGUGGUGAGGGCCGCCCGAGGGGAAUGCUCCACCUCCGGCGACGUCGAUGUCCCGGUCUUCGAUGAUUGGGGCAGGCUCAAGAUUGUGGAAGAUGACGUGGUGGCCAUCAAUGGCUUCUUCGCGGAGAUGCAGUCGAAGCAGGCCAACUUCUUCUAUGUCAUGGAUUUCUAUGUGGAAGGCCAUCUGAGGAGCGUGUUCUGGGCGGAUUCAAGAUCCAGGGCGGCACACCAGUAUUUCAACGACGCUGUUUGGAUUGACACAACCUGCUUGAGAAAUAAGUUUGAUAUCCCCCUUGUUUUGUUUCUAGGGGUGAAUCAUCAUGGUGAGCUUGUUUUGUUAGGCUGUGGCUUGCUCUCGGAUGAGAGCACGGAAAGCUUCCUAUGGCUGCUCAAGUCGUGGUUAACUUGUAUGAAGGGUUGGCCUCCGAAUGCCAUAGUUACGGAUGAGUGUGCCGCGAUAAAAGCCGCGGUUCGUGAGGUGUUUCCAAAUGCACGCCAUCGAAUAAGUGAUUGGCAUGUAUUAAGAAGUAUUUCAGAAAAGCUAGGAGAAUCAGCACAAUUUGAAGAAAUGAAAACCGAAUUGGAAACUAUAAUAUAUGAUUCCUUGAAGGACGAUGAGUUUGAGGCAAGGUGGAAGAAUUUGGUCAGUAGAUUUGGCCUUCAGGAUAACGAAUGGAUCACUUUUCUGUAUGAAAACCGCCCCUUAUGGGUCCCUGCCUUUCUGAAAGAUACCUUCUGGGCUGGGUUAUCUACUGUUAACCACCAUGAGAGUCCAAAUGCCUUCUUUGAAGAUUCAAUCAACCCAGAGACCAAAUUGGUGACGUUCCUUAGCAGCUAUGUGAAUCUUCUACAGAACAAAUACAAAAUGGAGGAAGAUGAUGAUCUUGAGUCAUUAAGUACAAACAGGGUGCUGGUAUCGAAGUUUCCUAUGGAAGAACAGCUAUCUAGAUUAUACACCUUCAAAAUGUUCACUAAACUCCAGAAUGAGCUGAACGCAACCAUGAACUGUGAGGUUCAGCUAGAUGGUUCAACAUCAUCCAUUGUUGUUAUUGAUUUAGCUGAGUCUGGCAGAGAAAUGGUGAAUAAAAAAUAUGAAGUUGUUCAUUGUAUGGAGACCGACAGGAUGGAAUGCAACUGUGGUCUGUUUCAGUUUAGUGGCAUUGUCUGUCGGCAUACAUUAUCGGUGCUUAAAUGGCAGCAAAUAUUUGAUAUACCCCCCUGUUAUGUACUUAACAGGUGGCGGAGUGACUUUAAGCAGCUCCACGCCUUAGAUAAUCCAUGGAAGGAUUUGGUAGCAAGUAACCAUAUUGAGCGCUAUGAUUAUGUUUCUUUGCAGUGCCUCCGUCUUGUUGAGAUUGGAGCAUCAUCAGAUGAGAAGUAUCAUCAUGCAUUAAAACUAAUAAGAGACAUACAAAGGACCCUUCUUGAUGAUAAUUUGUGCCGUGAAUUGGAGCAGAAACUUACACCAUCUGAACGUGCUAUUAAUGGUGACAGCCACAUGCAAGCUGGCUCGUCUGAGGGGGGGCCAGCUAAAAAGCGCCGUGGUCGUCCUCCCAAAAAGAGUAAAGAUACAAAUGUGGAGUCAAUGUCAAAUCAAUAUGCACAUAAGGAUUCCUUACUGGUAUCAUCUGACGUAAGUCAGAAGGAUGCUUUUCAUUCUUCUUCGACUGCCUCAAAUCUUGGUAACCAUGCGAGGACACAUGGUGUUGUUGAUCUUAUGGAAGAAGUUAAUCCAAAUGAGCUAUCUUUUGAUAGCCGUUAUGGGGUGCAGUCUAGCCACUCACACCAUUAUGGCAAUCAGCUUCAUCCAAGCAACACUUUGCAGUUUGGCCAGCCUACAUCAGCAGCAGAGCACUCUAGGGGAGUCCAGUGGGUGUAUCCAAAUAUAUUUCAGGAUGAUCAAGUGCCUUAUGGCAGACGGACAUGAUAGCAAUCAAAUACUGGGUUCAGAUGGUGCCAUUUCAGGUUUUUAUCAGACGUACAGGAGGAGGAAUUGUUUUCCAAGAAAGCAUACUCAACGGAGGCAAGAGAGCAUUGCCGUCUGGAUUUAGAGUAGCAGCUUCAUCUAACAUCAGAAUAAUCAGAACAUAGUAAUGUGGCACAAGCUUGUCUAUAGAAAAUUAGAAAUGUGGUCAUGUAAGCUUGAAAGUCUAACCAAGAGUACACCAUUAACAUGCAAAUUCUUUCGUUUUUCUUGUGCAUAUACCUGAGUGAUGAACAUUGGAAGUAAAGAAAAGGCCAAGCCUGGGGAUCAUUCUGCA